Messenger RNA from Danio rerio (zebrafish), 3622 nucleotides. The record is from RefSeq and is a predicted model, not a curated record. NCBI's taxonomy places the organism in Eukaryota, Metazoa, Chordata, Actinopteri, Cypriniformes, Danionidae.
AUCCAGUAGUAAAUGGUGUGAGUUGUUACCUAAAGAAGUGUAACCAGAAAUUAACCUGAAGCGACACCAAAAUCCUAUCUUUCACCUAUACGUAAUUAAUAUGCAAGCUCCACCCUAAAAGGAGAGGUAUAUGCAAAUAAACUCACAAUACUUACUACCUGGAGAAACUAAAUAACGAGCACACUGACUGAAGUGAAUGGUCAGCUCUACAACAUGACGUCCUGCACCACAGACUGCAUUGAAAAGCCCAUCCGGCGCUGUUUUGAAAGUCUCGGUAAAUUCGUCGGUCUUCACCCGUGGUGGUUUGUCGUUUUACCUCUUGUGAUGUCCGCAGGUCUCGGAGGAGGAUUUUUCUUUCUGAACGAGCUGAAAUCCGACGACAUUGUGGAGCAGUUUACCCCGAAAAAAGGGCGCGCGAAAAUGGAGAGGCGUUUCUUUCAGGAAACUUUCCCUCAGAGCGACUCUCAGUUUUCCGUUAUUCGCAUUAACACUGACGGGGUUUUUGCGUCCUUGAUAUUUUCCUCACAGUCAAACAUACUCAGUGUUACAGCGCUCGACGAAAUCAUCCGUAUUGACGUAAAAAUUAAAAGAUUCAGCGUAAGUUUGGACACAAAUACAUUUGCGUUCUCGGAUAUUUGCGCAGAUGUGAACGGAACGUGUAACUCUAACGUAAUUCUCGAUGUUUUCGGUUACAACGCCAGUAAUGUCAGUUUCGUCAACAUGACGUAUCCUAAAUACUGCCGGUCUGAAUUCAACUGUGUCCACUUGGGAAAUGUCAUAAGUGAAGUGGAAGUGGAUCAGGAUGGAUUUGUCCAAAGUGCCAAAGCUGUGAGGCUUUUCUAUUAUCUGCAAGAAAACAAUGACACACUGACAGAUGCCUGGCUUCAGAAAUUGAUGGACGUGCUCUCUAAUGUAACCACAUCACAAACUGAAGUAUCUUAUUUCACCUCCAUGUCAAGACAGCAGGAGUUUGAGAAGAGCACCCGAUCUGUCACUCAACUUUUCGCAGUUACUUAUUUUCUUGCCAUCUCAUUUUCAAUUAUGUCUUGUCUGAGGUUUGACAAUGUGAGGAAUAAGGCAUGGCUUGCUUCUCUCGGAGUUUUUUCCACUGCACAGGCAGUGCUGUCCAGCUUCGGGUUGCUGUUACUCUUGAAUGUGCCAUUUGUUAUUACAGCUGCAUCUUCUCCAUUCCUCAUUCUUGGAAUCGGUAUCGACGACAUGUUCAUCAUGAUCUCCAGCUGGCAGCGGACCAACAUUCAAGACUCUGUGCCAAAGCGCAUGUCCGACACCUACAGAGAAGCUGCCAUUUCCAUCACAAUAACCACUCUGACCGACGUCCUGGCCUUCUACCUGAGCUUCAGCAACCCUUUCGGCUCCGUUCAGUCUUUCUGCCUCUACGCGGGCACAGCCGUCCUGCUCUGCUACUUCUAUAACAUCACUUUCUUCGGCGCCUGUUUGGCUCUGAAUGGCAGAAGGGAGGGUGCUAACAAACACUGGUUGACUUGCAUGAAGGUACCAGAGGAGAUGCCACCUGGAGAGUCUAAAGCGUACACUCUCUGCUGUGUUGGAGGGUCAUACAACCGUAACACAGGAACCGAAGAGGAACAUCCAAUGGCGUUGUUCUUUAGGAAGUGCUAUGGCCCGUUUUUGACAACAUCCUGGUGUAAAGCAUUCGUAGUGUUGAUCUACUUCACAUACAUCGGAGUUAGUGUUUACGGCUGCCUCCAACUGAAGGAGGGCAUAGAUCUCAAGAACCUAGCGCUUGAUGAUUCAUACAUCAUCCAGUAUUACGAUGCAGAAAGCGCUUACUUUCAUUAUUACGGUCCGAAUGUGAUGCUGGCCAUCAAUGGGACGUUUCCAUAUUGGGAGGAGAGCGAACGCAAUCAACUCGAGACUUGCAUCAAACGAUUUCUGGAGCUCGAUUUUGUCAACUCGUCAACAUCUUGGCUUCAUGCUUUCGAAAGGUAUGGUGUUGGUAGAAACAUCAGCUCAGAAGCUUCAUUUAAAACACAUCUGCAUGAGUUUCUCGAGCACAAUCCAAUGCUCAAACAGGAUGUUAACAUAACCGAUAAUAACAUAACAGCAUCUCGCCUGUUCCUCCAGACGAUUGUUCAGAAUGCAACAGAGAAGACUGUAGUGAACUCUUUAAGGAAGACAGCAGAGAUAUGUCCAUACCAAUUGCUGGUCUACCAUCCUGCGUUCAUCUACCAUGAUCAAUACACAGUAAUUGGGCAGGUCACUCUUCAGACGAUCGCGGUAUCAACCGCAGUCAUGCUCUUCAUCGCUCUUAUGCUGAUUCCUCAUCCUCUUUGUGCUCUAUGGGUGGCUUUUGCCAUCGCUUCUGUCAUUUUGGGAGUCACCGGCUUCAUGGCUCUCCUAAACAUACGCCUGGAUUCCAUCUCCAUGAUUAAUCUGGUCAUUAGCAUCGGCUUCUCGGUGGACUUUUCAGCCCAUAUCUCCUACACGUUUGUGUCCAGCACUAAGUCUGAUGUCAAUGGGAGGAUUGUGGAGGCACUGGCACACCUAGGUUACCCUAUACUACAGGGGGCGCUGUCUACAGUUGUGGGGGUGGUGGUGCUUUCAGCUUCCAGCAGCUACAUCUUCAGGACACUCUUCACCAUUGUGCUUCUAGUCAUUACUUUAGGGCUGCUUCAUGGGAUUGCUUUUAUCCCAGUGUUUCUGACUUUCUGUGGAUUUUGCCACAAGAUAUUGAAGCACUGAAUUUGACUAUCAAGCCUUUUUCUUCGACUAUCGUCUCUGGUUUACAAUUUUGAUAAUUAAAAGAAGACAAAUGGGCCUUAUUAUACUGUAAAGAUGCAUCGACAGACUGAGGAUCCAUUUGCAGCUUUAUUAAAUCACAAUAGGAUGAUCGUACAGGCAGGGUCAGGAAGGAGAAAUUUAACUUAGAGUUCGUGAACAGGCGAUUGAUGGAGGUGGUAUACAGCAGAGAGAGUGAUCCAUUACACAGAGCAGAAAGUCACAGAAGGCAGGCGGCAUCAACAAUCACAGAAACGGGGAAACUGUCCACGGUCAAAACACAGAAUCAGGUCAGAAUAUAGGGAAUAGGGGCAAAAACAAGACUUCGCAAUGAGUAGCAGCGGAGAUGGAGUGUAAAUAGUCAUUGGGAAAACUUUCAGGUGCCAGGGCAAUCAGACGGGAGGAAUGCUGGGAGAUGUAGUGAAACUGAAUUAGUAGUCCGGUGACUGUGACCUCUGGUGGCGAUCGGGGGGGAACCACAGAGGUCGGAGGUGUUACACAUACAUCUGGCGCAAGAUGUGUAUGGUGCAAUUUGUUGCUAUUUUCAGACCAGCUCAAUCUUAAUUCUCACGUUUUCUGCCACGUUGUUUAAAUAGCAAAUCCAUUAGCGCUGCUUUGCGGAAUCAUGGGUGUGCCGGUCUAUAAAGGAGGUGUGUGUUAAGGCGCAUUGUUGGCGUGUUGCUUUUUUGAGGAACUGAAGUAGACCGCACAAUUGACAAACUAAAAGCUGCUCUAAAGUCCAGCCCAAAGCGCAUUAGUUAUGUGCCUAUGCAGGUCCAAACAAUUACACAUUGCUUAAUACACUCAGGAUAUACAGCAACACACAAAUAUAGUUACAUAUGAAAACAGAUUAAAGGAUUAAAAA